This is a messenger RNA of Scheffersomyces stipitis CBS 6054, 811 nucleotides long. RefSeq lists its product as uncharacterized. The record is from RefSeq and is a predicted model, not a curated record. NCBI's taxonomy places the organism in Eukaryota, Fungi, Ascomycota, Pichiomycetes, Serinales, Debaryomycetaceae. Gene Ontology annotation, cellular component: nucleus; cytoplasm. The transcript has a single exon. The coding region runs from base 164 to 607 and encodes 147 amino acids. Gene Ontology annotation, molecular function: ribonucleoside-diphosphate reductase inhibitor activity.
CAAGCCUAUAAAAGCAAUUAAUUUUAGAUAGCUUGGUCAAGACGUGUAGCAUCCAUUCGUCAAGGCAAUUUUCGCAUAACAUUAAAGGAUCAAAUAUUUACUUGCACUGCUACUUAAGCUUCUUUCUAUUUGAAUACUAUCCAUCACAUCACCAAUUAAAAUCAUGGAGACGAAAAGACAAAUGCAGCACGCGAUUGCUGCAGAAAAUGAUAAUCCUGAUAUCGCAAAAUUGGCCACCAUUGGAAUGAGGAUCCGUCAGGCUGUGUCACAGGGAUAUCAAACAUCCAGUAACGUCUAUGACGGUACAGCAUCUUAUAAUAACGCAAACAAUUUUAGUCAAUACGAUUCCAGAAGAGUGCCGUUACCGGGAAAUUUGCAACAGCCACCUUCUUUGACCAACAUGGGGUCGACGUACCAAUCUUCGGCAGGCUCGAGCUUGGCCGAAUGGGAUAGUAAAUAUGAUAUCCAGAACGCACCUUUACAGACUUUAGAACGUGACAGUAGCAAGUUGAAGAGAAAGCACGACGAUGAGAAUGUUCAGAUCCACAGCAACUUGAGCGAGUAUGAAAAUAAGUAUGGAUCGCUCAGUUUCAACGAAACCUUUUAAACUAAAAAUGAGGAGAGGGUAGGGUUCAAUUCUGUAGUAGGCUGCUUCAGCGAUUCUGCUCAUAGUGAUUCGUAACUUCGUGGAAACAUACUGAAUGAAUCUGUGUGUUUAAGGAAGACAGAACCGCAUAAUUUUUGUAUUGUAUUAUUUAGAUUGUUUUAGUUGAUAUGGGAUAUAUCGCAUGCUUUUAGAUUUAACGUUGGU